Molecule: messenger RNA, 416 nt
Organism: Cylicocyclus nassatus
Lineage: Eukaryota; Metazoa; Nematoda; Chromadorea; Rhabditida; Strongylidae
Source: the annotation of a GenBank genome assembly
GAAGAAAUGCAGAAGCCACAAAUCAAAUGGACAGCACUCCGAAAAAGUUUGAGAAGGUAGUCCAAAUGCCUUGACAAGAUUCAUGGAUAGCUGAUUUGAAAUCACUUUCGGGAGAGGUCAACAAUCCAGCGAGAAAAAAAAUGAGCUUCCUGAGUUUUAUUUGCCAAGCUUUUUUUUCCCGAAAUUCAUCGCAUUUACUUUGCUUUACUUCCACUGCCUCGUUUUCUUUCCCCCUCAGCCUACUUACAUGCCUUCCGUUGAAAAUGAUUUGUAUCUGGUACAGCCUUUUUUGUACCAUCUCAUGUUUUCCUCGUCUCAUUGUGAGCUCAGGAGUGUUUUUCUCGUUCGUUGUGAGCUUAGAGUUUUUUUUUAUGUUUCAUUUUCGCAAGUUUAUGAACCGCACUGAAGUUUUUUUU